Salvelinus sp. IW2-2015 is the source of this 2074-nucleotide messenger RNA. Its product is annotated as BTB/POZ domain-containing protein KCTD12-like. Gene Ontology annotation, biological process: regulation of G protein-coupled receptor signaling pathway; protein homooligomerization. NCBI's taxonomy places the organism in Eukaryota, Metazoa, Chordata, Actinopteri, Salmoniformes, Salmonidae. The record is from RefSeq and is a predicted model, not a curated record. Gene Ontology annotation, cellular component: signaling receptor complex. Gene Ontology annotation, molecular function: protein binding.
CACUGCAAAUCAAAUUGACAUCUCAAUUGCUUUGCUAUAUGGCUCAUGACAGCAAUGACAUGACACCAAAUGAUGAAUCAUCUCCAUAAUUCCAUUUGAUGAAUCAUCUAAACAAUCAAAGAUCUGCCUUUGUAUUUAUAGCUGUAAGUGAAACUGUUAGUUUUGCAUAAUAUAAACACUGACCCGGGCCGGGGCAAAGCUAGAGCGCGUCACCGGCAGGUAGGUGGGGUUUAACGGGGCUGAUUAUUUACGUUUUUUUGCAGCAGCAGAGCUCUCCGGGAUGGCAUAAGAGAGUGGCUGUUACUACGGGAGGAGAAAACCUACCGAACGAAAGACAGAUAGCGUCGUCCCCUCGGCGAUGGCACGACUAGAGGUGUUUUUGWUCACAGCUCGUAUUUCGUCUGGGAAUUCUGCUUCCUUUAUUGGCUAUUCCUGAUCCGUACUCCAACCGACACCUCCAAUUAUGGAUUGUACUGAAGUUCCACCUUUUGUAUUUUUGCGUCAAGACAAUCGAGCGAAAUAAGAGGAAACGAUCAAGGACUGCUGUGGGCUAUUAUCCAUUCCGGACUGUUCUCCAUAUAUAGACAAGAGUCGUUGAGAAAUGCAUGCGUGUUUAGGAUUUUGGUAGGCUAUUUUGUUUCAAUCCUCCGGUGCAAUAUUCAGGAUAUUCCAUUGGUUUACGCGUAAAGGACAUGGACACAAGGUGUUUUAGCUACCAGAAACUAUCCCUGUAGUUAGAAUAGAUGCCUUCGUGUUGUCACGUUUUGCUAUUAACGGCCUGAGAUGAUAUAACUGCAGUUUAGAUGAUUGCUUUGCUCUGUUAGGAAUAGUGCGCUGCUGUAGUUAAGCCCUUUUUUUAACMRCUGAUCRCCUUUAGGGUUUCAGAAAUAMCCUUUUGUUAAUUUUGACAACAGAAAACUCUUUAUUUAAUUUUUUUAUUCAUAUGUAUUUCAUAUGAACGCAAGUAACCUAUUCUGAGCUGCUGUGUACAGUUGUAGGCUAUAACUUGGAAACAAAUCUCCCCACCUCACUARCAAGGUGACAGUAGGAGUAGGGUUGCAGAGUGAGCAGAGUUCUCUGUAACAGAACGACAGAAGGACAAUAGCCAUGGCUCUCCCCGAUAACACCCCCAGCAUUCCUUUAGGGGAAGAAGUCAUCUUCCCUGAGAUAGUAGAGCUGAACGUGGGCGGCCAGGUGUACAUCACUCGCUAYUCAACCCUCAUCAGCGUACCAGACUCUCUCCUGUGGGAGAUGUUUAGCAGAAAAUCCACCAAAGGUCUGGCGAGGGACACCAAGGGCCGUUUCUUCGUGGACCGUGAUGGUUUCCUGUUCCGGUAUAUUCUGGACUACAUGAGAGAUCAGCAGCUGGUGCUSCCAGACCACUUCCCAGAGCGGGGUCGCCUGCAGCGGGAGGCUGAGUUCUUCAACCUACCUGAGCUCAUAAAGAUUCUGGCGCCCAAAUUCAGCAAGCAGAACUCGCUAGGCGACGAGGGGUGUCAGAGCGACCCGGAGGACUCCUCGCCGGGCAUCGACACCGGGCGCAACCURGCCUCGCUGGGCACUGCCGCCUGCGCCAGUCUGGUCCCCAGUGGAGACGGUAAACGCUCGGGAUUCAUCACCAUCGGUUAUCGCGGCUCCUAUACAUUGGGGCGUGACAGCCAGACCGACGCCAAGUUCAGACGAGUUGCUCGCAUUAUGGUUUGUGGCAAGACGUCGCUGGCUAAAGAGGUGUUUGGGGAGACGCUGAACGAGAGCCGGGAYCCGGACCGACCUCCAGAGCGCUACACGUCACGAUACUACCUCAAAUUCACCUUCCUGGAGCAGGCCUUUGACAGGCUGGCAGACGCCGGGUUUCACAUGGUGGCCUGUAACUCCACGGGGACCUGCGCCUUCGCUCACGAGCAGACGGACGACAAGAUCUGGACCAGCUACACUGAAUACGUGUUCUACCGUGAGUGAGACCAUCAUCAUCCCUGGUCCCCGGUCCCCCUAGUGGUCCCCAGCAUCCAGCCUCCUCUACUCUUUGCCUCCCUGGAUCCAGCCCUGGGUCCCCUUGCCUCCCUGGAUCCGCCCU